UGGUUUCGUCUGCACGCCCUAUGCACUCACUCGCAUGAGUCAAAGUCUUGCCCUACUCAUUCUCUUCAUAUUUAACCUGAGGUCGCACUGUCAUUGAGUCUCAAGACCUUGUAAACAAUAUGGCUUUCGCAGUCGGCAAACGAGCUGCCUGGUCGCGGUUAUCGCAACUCCCGUAUCGAACCUCUGUCCGUCGUUACGCUGCCAGUCCCGCUGCAGUCCCUACCUCCUCUACAAUGCCUGUCUUGGACCACAGUCAAGCCCAGCGCGAAGUUUCAUUGCCCAAUGCUGACCCUCCGGCGGACUCAGCUACCGCUGCCUUUCUCAACCAAUCCGCCCCUUUUAUGGUCCCGACCUAUGUGCGGCCCCCGCCUAUGAUGGUACAAGGAGAAGGCUGUAUAUUAUAUGACAAUGAAAAUAGACAAUACCUUGAUUUCACGGCUGGAAUAGCAGUCAACUCGUUGGGUCAUUCUGACCCCGAGAUCAGCAGAAUUAUCGCCCAUCAAGCACAACAGUUAAUUCAUGCUUCCAAUUUAUACCACAACCCAUGGACGCCAACCUUGUCCAAGCUUCUCAUCGAGGAGACAAAGAAGCAAUCUCCCGGUUCACCUUUCACCCAGGCCUUCAUAUCAAACUCGGGCUCCGAGGCCAAUGAAGCAGCAAUCAAAUUUGCCAGAAAGGUGACUUACGCGAAGGAUCCGGCAACCAAGCAAAGGGAUAUUGUUUCCUUCCACGGAUCAUUCCACGGCCGCACAUACGGGUCUCUGUCGGCAACACCAAACCCAAAGUAUCAGUCUCCAUUUGGCCCUAUGGUACCUGGUUUCCGUUAUGGCACCUACAAUGAUGUCGCUGCGGUCAAAGAUCUGGUCACUGAGAAUACUGCCGGAGUGAUCGUGGAGCCAAUUCAGGGCGAGGGAGGAAUCAAUGUGGCAACCCCAGAGUUCCUCCAGGCACUACGCAAGAGAUGUGAUGAAGUGGGAGCUGUCUUGAUCUUCGACGAGAUCCAGUGUGGACUCUCUCGGACUGGAGAUCUCUGGGCAUACACGGCUUCAGGAGUGCAUCCCGACAUCCUGACAACCGCGAAAGCACUUGGCAACGGAAUUCCCAUUGGGGCCACUCUGGUGUCGGGCAAGACUGUUGCACCUUUCAUCAAGACCGGUGACCAUGGCACAACCUUUGGGGGCAACCCAUUCGCUUGUCGGGUGGCUCAUCACGUCUUUGGCCGCCUGGCAAAGCCACAGUUGCAGGAGGAAGUCAGGGUCAAGUCUACAUUGUUUUUCAGCGCUUUCGAGUCAAUGAAGGAGAAGUUCCCAAGGGUCAUUUCCGAGGUCAGAGGCCGUGGUCUGAUUGUCGGGUAUCAAUUGAGCGACUCUGCCAAAGCAAAAGCUGCGGACGUCAUCACCGCCGCGCGAGAAAGAGGACUACUCAUCAUCACAGCCGGAGAUGGUGUUCUUCGGAUUGUCCCUCCCUUGGUCAUUUCUCACGAGGAGAUCAAUCGGGGUCUUUCAAUCUUGGAGGAGGCCAUUACUGUGGUCUACGAAAAGCCUGAUCAUGUCGAGGGCACUGAAGGGCAACAAGAGAUGGCAAGUAGAUGAAGGGCCUGAAAGUCCUUUUUUGAGGCUCUUCGGGUGUUUCUUGAGCUGUCUGACUUCUCAUUUACUCUCUCCUGCAGGCACAAUCAUGCCGUGGACCCCACGAUAGUCGGGACGUUGCGCAGGAGCCCAUUUUCCAGCCAAGAUAGCGUUCUCGUCGACCAAUUUGAAAACUUCGACUUUGAGAGGUCGACAGCACUUGAUCAUGUCUUUCUCGCUGUCGCUACCAAAACCCCACAGGGACAAAUCCCCGCCGGGACACGUGGACAAGGCCAUCAACAGAUCCUGCUCGGCGAAGAACUCUAUAUAGUCGCCUGGCUGAGCUGGACAGGGGUUCAUAAAAUACCGUCCCUUGUCGUCCAACCCGGUCACCUGGAACAGAUUGAUGACGUCGUGGACAUCUGACUCAUUGAGACCGAAAGGUAUCACGGCCCUCGUCAGGUUGGAAUGGCAGUGGAAGUCGUACGAGGCAUCCGGUCCAGAUAGCAGGGUGUUGAUGUAAGGGUCGCAACGUGUCCCCAGUAAGUCGUGGACUCGACCACCGGUCUCAUCCCUGCCGUACCAGGACAACGAGUCGGCGAUGAUUGUAGACAGAGGACGCAUAUAUGGCAGACAUGACCACAAUCGAUCGUACGUCGUGACGUGAGAAGAAUGCAAUUGUUUCGUUCGAGAUGCCCAGAAUCUUUCGCGAGGGUUUGCCGCGUUCCAGAUGUUUAAAUCACCUUGGGAAAAAUAGCACACCAUAAGCAUUCCUGUUGCUGGGAUUUUUCAGAAGGACAGAAUAACUAGAUACUUACCAACUUGUGGUCCUUCGGGAGUACUGAUUCUGAC
Molecule: messenger RNA, 2420 nt
Organism: Exophiala oligosperma
Lineage: Eukaryota; Fungi; Ascomycota; Eurotiomycetes; Chaetothyriales; Herpotrichiellaceae
Exons: 1
Coding region: 120-1592 (490 amino acids)
Biological process (GO): arginine metabolic process
Cellular component (GO): mitochondrial matrix
Molecular function (GO): transaminase activity; pyridoxal phosphate binding; identical protein binding
Source: RefSeq, a predicted model, not a curated record